Messenger RNA from Tetranychus urticae (two-spotted spider mite), 1232 nucleotides. It is a transcript of the gene Gip, whose product is annotated as hydroxypyruvate isomerase-like protein Gip. The record is from RefSeq and is a predicted model, not a curated record. Lineage: Eukaryota; Metazoa; Arthropoda; Arachnida; Trombidiformes; Tetranychidae. Gene Ontology annotation, biological process: glyoxylate metabolic process. Gene Ontology annotation, molecular function: hydroxypyruvate isomerase activity.
AAGUAUUGGUUUGAUUGCUAAAGAGUACUCUUGGAUCUAUUGUUAAUUGGAGUAACUACUGCAUUUACUAGUUUCAUCUGGAUUGCCUUGAUUUAUCUCGCUCUUACCAUCUAGACAAAAAGAGCUACAAUCACAUGUAACUUGCUCAUUUCUUGUGCGUGCUUCAAUUCUCAACGUGUAAUCUACUCUUUAAGCCCUAUUCUGAUAAGUUUGUCAACGCUCUGUUUAAACCAUGAAGUUCGCUGCCAAUUUAUCUACAAUGUUCAGUGACCUGCCCACUUUACAGGAAAGGUAUGAAUAUGUCUGCUUCAAGUGUCCCGUUAAAUUUGAUGCCAUUGAAUGUCAGGAUCCAUAUAUGUUAGCCAUUAAGGAUUGGCGUAGACUGUUUGAAAAUUGUUCAGUAAAAGGUGCUAAACUACCGAAAUGGGAAUUGAUAAACUCAGUGCCUUUAUUCCUCGAGUUUCCUGAUCUUCGUAUUCCAAGCUUUGAGGAAUAUAGACUUAAAGUUCUCGACAAAACUUUAGAAUAUGCCAAAUUUUUGGACUGUCAAAAGGUUCAUCUUAUCCUUGGUGAUUUGCCUUUCAAAUCAGAGAAUCCUGAUCAAAUUACUCACCUAACCGAGAAGAUGACCACUUUAUUAUAUCAAGCCGCUCAUUACUUGGAGUUGGAACAUGUAAAUUGCGUGAUUGAACCUUUAUCAUUGAAGGAGCGUGAAAGAUAUUAUUUAAGAUCUUAUAAAUUAGCAGUAAAGAUACUUGAGCAAAAUACCAAAUCUAAAAAUCUUCGAUUGUUAACUGAUAUCUAUCAUCUUCAACGUGUUGAAGGUAAUUUAACGGAAGCUAUCAACAAGUAUAUGCCGCUAACUGGUCAUGUUCAGAUAUCACAAGUUCCCCUAAGAGAUUGUCCGUUUAACGAAGGAGAAAUCAAUUAUAGAUAUGUAUUAGAAGUAUUAAGAAAAGUCCACCGUGGAUUCAUUGGAUUGGAAUACAAAUGUACCACUGAAGAUGAUUUACUAUGGAUCAACAAUUAUACUAAUUGAGAGGCUAUUUUCCCGUUGUAUUCAAUCUCAACUGUAAUUGACAUUCUUUCUUUAUCUUUACCAUACAAAUUGUUUUAUUUUUCUGCCAAUAAUGGAGACAUUACAUGUAUCUGUUGUACGUUUAUCUUAUUUUUCAACCUGCUAACCAGGAUAAUUACUUUGCUGGAGUAAUAAACUUUUAUAUUAUGUAUCA